Molecule: messenger RNA, 1935 nt
Organism: Hirsutella rhossiliensis
Lineage: Eukaryota; Fungi; Ascomycota; Sordariomycetes; Hypocreales; Ophiocordycipitaceae
Product: endonuclease-reverse transcriptase domain-containing protein
Exons: 6
Coding region: 1-1935 (644 amino acids)
Molecular function (GO): catalytic activity
Source: RefSeq, a predicted model, not a curated record
AUGCUCUGGAUCCGAAUUCGACUCGAGGGGAGGGAGGUGAUGGUGGUGUCAGUGUAUGUGGAAGGGAAGAACGACGAGGCGCUGGCGAGCGCGAUGGAGGUGUUGCGCGACGUGAUCGAUCGCUUCCGCAAUGGAACAGGAAACCGCACAGAUGUGGUUCUGGCGGGGGACUUCAAUCGCCACGAUCUCCUCUGGGGCGGAGAUGAGGUGUCAGCGAGAAGACAAGGGGAAGGUCAGCCCAUCGUUGACCUGAUGGACGACGUUGGUCUCUGCAGCCUUCUCCCGAGAGGGACGAAAACGUGGCAGGGGCCGGACAAGGAGAGCACCAUCGACCUGGUGCUGGCAUCGGCAGAACUGGCAGACGAGGUGAUAUCCUGCGUGAUUCACCCGACAGAGCACGGAUCAGACCACAGAGCGAUCCAGACGACCUUUGACAUUCAAGUACCGGAGCGAAUGUUUCCGCAGCGCCUGCUGCUCAGGAACGCGCCGUGGGUCGCCAUCGCAGCCAGGGUCGAGGACGAGCUUCGACCUCUUCCGUGGAACGUGGGGGUGCAGACGCAGGCGGAUCAGCUCAUGCGGGUGGUCACCAAGGUGCUGCACGAUCUGACACCCCGGGCACAGCCGCCGCCUUACGCGAAACGAUGGUGGACGAAGGACCUUACACGACUGCGGCGGACAUACACGUACUGGCGCAAUCAAGCGAGGGCACAGCGACGAGCCGAAAAGGCCCAUUGGGAUGACUUCGUCACGGACGAGAGCAACAUCUGGAAGGCAGUCAAGUAUGUGAAGUCUGGUACGGAGAUGACAGAUGACAAGGUGCCGCCGUUGAAGAGAGCCGACGGCUCGAUCACCGAAGGCAAGGGCGAGCAAGCAGAGGAGCUCCUGAGCACCUUCUUCCCGCCUCUGCCAACGAGGAUCGAACCGGAGGAUGAGAGCAAGGGCCCUGCCGCAGGCCGGUCUACCACAGGGAUCGCCACUGUCGCCAGUGGCUUUUCUUUCUUCAACGCGGACCUGGUGCAAAGACGGAUCAGUAACAACGGUGGGUCCAUCGCCUUUGUGGACGAUUACUCUGCCUGGGUCACGGGACCAACGGCAGAGUCGAACAGAGAUGGUAUUCAGUCGAUUAUCGAGGAUGCGCUCGAUUGGGAGAAGCGCAGCGGCGCCACGUUUGAAGCGGAUAAGACAUCCGUCAUCCACUUCACACGCAUCGCGGAGCGCGACAGCGAAUUGCCCCUCACCAUCAAAGGAAACGAUAUCAAGCCGAAGAAGAACGUGAAGCUGUUGGGAGUCAUCAUGGACAAGGCGCUUCGCUUCAAAGAGCACAUCGCCAGUGCGGCCGCCAAGGGGCUGGCCGCGGCCAUGUGCUUGAAACGACUGAAGAUGGCCUCGCCACGGAUGGCGAGGCAACUGUUCGUCGCGACCGUGGCGCCAACCAUGGACUAUGCUUCAAACGUGGCCCAGCGAAUUGGAGCCCAGGCAGUCACGGGAGGCUUCCGCACAGUUGCAACGGCAGUGGCCGAGGCCGAGGCCGGAGUGCAAUCAGUUCGAGAACGGCACACUCAAGCAGCGACGAAAUUCUGGAUAAGGAUGCGGACGCUCCCGAAGACGCAUCCUCUGACAUCGUUGAGGCUCAAGCUGAACAGGAGGUAUGCUUCGCCAAUGCAGAAGCUCGCCUCGGCGAUGGGAAGAAUAGACACCAAGCGCCUGGAAGUCAUCCACGAGUUCGCACUGGCGCCGUGGGAGGACCGAGUGCAGGUAACGGAUGAGACAGACCGAGUGGAGGUGGUGAAGCCGGAUGACUCGGAGGGCAUCACUAUCGCGACGUCCAGCUCUCAAAGGAAAGGCAAGGUCGGGUUGGGAGGCGUCGUUCGGGAUGCUUCCCGCGACAGCGCAGACGGGGUGCUGGCCAGCUACUCCGCCACUCGGCUCCAGUGA